AUGAGUCAGAGGUAUAACGCGAGACGUAGGACGAGGUCUUCGUGCGACCACGAGAACGGUGCGGAUCAGCUGAAGAUUAUCCACGGAAUCGCUUUCUAUAAGAAUAGGAACCAUUGGUCUAAAGUGUGUUCAGUUCUCAAGAGAUUUAAAAAGGACUCAAAAUUUUGCGAUUUUCAACUCAAAGUCGAGGACAAGACCUUCGAUGUCCAUAGAGUCAUAUUAAGCGCUUCCAGUCCUUACUUCGAGGCCUUGUUUUCAAACGAUUUGCUCGAAAAAGAGUCGAAAUAUGUUGAACUCAAAGACAUUUCGGCCAAAAUCUUCGACGAACUCAUUGAAUACAUAUACUCUGGAGAACUGUCCAUCAAUGGAGACAAUGUCCAGGAAUUGGUUUCUGUGGCCAAUCGCCUCGAGUUGAGUGAAAUUGUGACCAUUUGUUGC
Molecule: messenger RNA, 438 nt
Organism: Oppiella nova
Lineage: Eukaryota; Metazoa; Arthropoda; Arachnida; Sarcoptiformes; Oppiidae
Source: the annotation of a GenBank genome assembly